Molecule: messenger RNA, 2892 nt
Organism: Galeopterus variegatus (Sunda flying lemur)
Lineage: Eukaryota; Metazoa; Chordata; Mammalia; Dermoptera; Cynocephalidae
Gene: CAPN12
Product: calpain 12
Exons: 20
Coding region: 110-2227 (705 amino acids)
Biological process (GO): proteolysis
Cellular component (GO): cytoplasm
Molecular function (GO): calcium-dependent cysteine-type endopeptidase activity; calcium ion binding
Source: RefSeq, a predicted model, not a curated record
UGGGGGAGGAGGAGGCUACUGGGGACUGGCUCAGAGUAGGCUCAGCCACCCGGAGUUCUGGGAGGCCCAGGGAAGCCACACACCUGCCCACAGGCUUCACAGGCCUUUCAUGAGGUUGGAGGCCCUUGUUACUCUGGAGCGAUGGAGGACAAGAAGGGACCCAGGCAUCUGCCCUCCCAGUCGCUCCUUCCCUCCCUCUCCUGGGCUGAGGCCUGGACUCCCCAUCCCCCCCCAGGAGUUUUGUGCUGAGCCGCAGUUCAUCUGUGAAGACAUGAGCCGCACGGACGUGUGUCAGGGGAAACUGGGUAACUGCUGGUUUCUUGCGGCUGCUGCCUCCCUUACUCUGUACCCCCGACUCUUGUGCCGGGUGGUCCCCCCUGGACAGGGCUUUCGAGACGGCUAUGCAGGUGUCUUCCAUUUCCAGCUCUGGCAGUUUGGCUGCUGGGUGGAUGUCGUGGUGGAUGACAGACUGCCCGUGCGUGAGGGGAAGCUGAUGUUCGUGCGCUCAGAUCAGCGGAAUGAGUUCUGGGCUCCACUCCUGGAAAAGGCCUACGCAAAGCUCCACGGCUCCUAUGAGGUGAUGCGAGGUGGCCACAUGAACGAGGCUUUCGUGGACUUCACAGGUGGUGUGGGCGAGGUGCUCUAUCUGAGACAAAACACCCUAGGCCUCUUCUCUGCCCUGCGCCAUGCCCUGGCCAAGGAGUCUCUUGUGGGUGCCACUGCCCUGGUGAGAGAGGUGGACUCCCAUGCGGACCCCCACCAGGAUACGAGUGACCGGGGCGAGUACCGUACAGAAGACGGGCUGGUGAAGGGACAUGCAUAUUCAGUCACAGGCACGCACAAGGUGUCCCUGGGCUUCGCCAAGUUGCGGCUGCUGAGGCUGCGGAACCCGUGGGGCCGCGUGGAGUGGACCGGGGCCUGGAGUGACAGCUGUCCACGCUGGGACGCACUCCCCCCCGAUCGGCGAGAGGCUCUGCUGGUGAAAAAGGAGGAUGGUGAAUUCUGGAUGGAGCUGCAGGAUUUCCUCCACCACUUCGACACCGUCCAGAUCUGCUCACUGAGCCCAGAGGUGCUGGGUCCCAGCCCGGCGGGAGGCGGCUGGCACAUCCACACCUUCCAAGGCCGCUGGGUGCGCGGCUUCAACUCUGGUGGGAGCCAGCCGAGUGCUGACACCUUCUGGACCAAUCCCCAGUUCCGGCUGACGCUGCUGGAGCCUGAUGAGGAGGAGGAUGAGGAUGAGGAGGGGCCUUGGGGGGGCUGGGGGGCAGCAGGGGCUCGGGGCCCUGCACAGGGGGGCCGCACCCCCAAGUGCACGGUCCUCCUGUCACUCAUCCAACGCAACCGGCGGCACCUGAGGGCCAAGGGCCUCACUUACCUCACCGUGGGCUUCCACGUGUUCCGGAUUCCAGAGGAGCUGCUGGGCCUCUGGGACUCCCCGCGCAGCCGCGCGCUCCUGCCCGGGCUGCUGCGCGCCGACCGCUCUCCCUUCUGCGCCCGCCGCGACGUGAGCCGCCGCUGCCGCCUGCGCCCCGGACACUACCUGGUGGUGCCGAGCGCCGCCCGCGCCAGCGACGAGGCCGACUUCACGCUGCGCAUCUUUUCCGAGCGCCGCCACACGGCCGUGGAGAUCGAUGAUGUGAUCAGCGCAGACCUGCAGGCUCUCACGGGCCCUUACAUGCCCCUGGAGCUGGGGUUGCAGCAGCUGUUUCAAGAGCUGGCUGGAGAGGAAGAAGAACUCAAUGCUCCUCAGCUCCAGACCUUAUUAAGUGUUGCCCUGGAGCCUGGAAGUGCUGGGGUUUUCUUUCCUGUAGCCAGGGCCCAUGCUCGGACUCCCGGAGAGAUUGGGCUCAGGACCUGUGAACAGCUGCUGCAGUGUUUUGGGCAUGGGCAAAGCCUGGCCCUGCAUCACUUCCAGCAACUCUGGGGCUACCUCCUGAAGUGGCAGGCCACAUUUGACAAGUUUGAUGAGGACGCCUCUGGAACCAUGAACUCCUACGAGCUACGGCUGGCGCUGAAUGCGGCAGGCUUCCACCUGAACAACCAGCUGACCCAGGCUCUCACUAGCCGCUACCGGGACAGCCGUCUGCGUGUGGACUUUGAGCGCUUUGUGUCCUGUGUGGCCCAGCUCACCUGCAUCUUCCGCCACUGCAGCCAGCACCUGGAUGGGGGUGAGGGGGUCAUCUGCCUGACCCACAGACAGUGGAUGGAGGUGGCCACCUUCUCCUAGGAUCUCAGGAUGGGAGCCCCUGUUGCUGGAGGCAGGACACCUGAACGCAACCACCCUCCCUGGGCCCUGCUCUGACUGGAGCUGGCCUGCCUGGGCCUGAUUUCUGCCCCACCGCUCACUGGCUGGGUGACUUCUCUGUUCUUUGCUCUCACCUGGAAAUGGGUAUGGCAGCAGCCUCUCCUGUGCAGGCGACAUCACCCGCUCACAAGAGCACUCUUUACUUUUACACACUUGUGGAAUCAUGGGUUCGUGUGCCCGCCCUGCUCUGGGAAGACAUAUUCUACCAUUGCUCCCCUAAGAAGUGGAGGACAGAGAAAGGAGCGAGAAAAGAGAGGACACUGUAGGAAUCCUUCUUAAAAAUAUUACAUGUUUUAUUAUCCUGUCCCCUGAAGGGUGGUUUAUCCAGAAACCGAGAAAAAAAAAAUCAAUCAGAAUAAACUCAAAAAAAGUGUGGGGGGGGACCAUCAACUACCAGGCAGCCAGGCCAGCAGCCCACCUCUACCUCAGCGGGGUCCCGAGACCCAUGCCCGACACAAACAAAGGGAAAAAUCAGUGAGGGGAGGGGAGGGCAGCAAAUCAGCUGUAUCUUCAUCACGAGAGCCGGCAAAGAUAUGUUGCUAGGCGAAUAUAUAUUUAUAUAAUAAAUCCGUAAGUUAAUAAAGUAA